Molecule: messenger RNA, 752 nt
Organism: Drosophila elegans
Lineage: Eukaryota; Metazoa; Arthropoda; Insecta; Diptera; Drosophilidae
Exons: 4
Coding region: 36-752 (238 amino acids)
Source: RefSeq, a predicted model, not a curated record
GUCACUUUGAUUGGAACAGAACCGUUAGCGCCAAAAUGUUCGCCAAAGGCAAGCCUCGAACCCCUCUGGUCAACAGCCAGGCCAAAUUCAAGAAUCAACUGGCCAACAAUGCCUCCCAAUUGAAUCUUAGCUUUCCAACGGCCGCUCAACUUGUUCGCAAAAAUAACAGCCAAUUGCGACAAACCAAAUUAAGUGUCUGCCAGAAGGACAAUAAAUUGAAGUACGAGGGCUUUGUCGAGGAAAUGCCUAAAAUGCGGCCAAAGCAGGAAUUUGUCUACGUUCCAACUCCAAAAACCCUGCAAAAGUCCAGUUUCGAGCUCAACGUCAAAAAGGAAGAACCCAAAGGGUUGCCAAGUUGUCCGAUGUCCAAGCCAGGACGAAAUUUAAUUAGCUUGGUUGGUCGGGUCGAUUUUUGUCUUAAAACCCAUAAAACCUAUCCCGAUAUUAACGCCAUUUGGAAUGUUUACGGUAAACUUCUGCGCAUUAUUGAAGGAAAACGAGGAGAGCACACUCUGCUUGUGCGAAACGAAAAUUCGGGACCCAUUCUGCAGGGCAUAUACCAUGACUUUGAAAGUGAUUUAAAAUCAUGGAACCCAGGCUGCUUUGUUCAUCUCGUGGGCCAAUUUAUUGGGGACAACCGCUUGCAAACGUUCAAGAUCGCCCAGGUAAGCGAUAUCGACUGGCAGAAACAAUUUAUGCGCAUAGAAAAUGUGACAACGUAUAUUCUGAUGCAAAACAAUGUGCAUAAGUAA